ACACAUACAUACAUAUGUACAUAGACAUAUAUUCCAUACACUUUACAUAUGAGUGGAAGGCCAACUACAUUGACCAUCAGACAAAGACAUUUAAUGCCACAGUAUUAUCCUAAAUUUCUUGUCACCAUCUACUGCGGAUUUUUGCUGCCAUGACCAACUCAAAAGGUAGCAGGAAACGGAAAUUCUUGAGAAAGCAUAAACGAAAGAUUGCCAAUCUAAUGCAAUGUGGUUUCCAUUUGGCAUUGUUCAGUUUGGCAUUGGCUGCAUCAUUGGAACGCAGCAUGGGCCAACAAUGGCGAGAGGGCUAUACGGGACAUGGCACAACCCAUGAACAAUUGGGUCAAUUGCAUUGGCCCGCCACGAAUUAUACGUAUUAUACGUCGUCGGUGGAUUAUACUCAGGAUCGUACAAGAAAUGCAACUUUCAUGAGAUCUAUAUAUAAUAUUACCCAUUUUAUAUUGGAUUCAAUAUUCCCUGAUGACGCAGCAUUGCCACCAGGAUACAUUGUGGUUAAGCAUCAAGAUACCUUGGCUCUUGGCCCCAAGGUGGAGCAGAAUGAUUGGACGGAUCUUUUGACCCAAUAUCGAUUGAUGUUAUGGUGGAUUUUUCUUUUGCUGUUUUUCAUCAUUCUAAUGCCGUUUGUUGGUGUUUUCUAUUGCUGCUUCUGUUGCUGUCGCAGAUGUCACCAGGGAUGUCCACCGUGUGAUGCGAAGAAAAAUAAUUGUCGGCUUUGCUGCUGCGGCAUCUGUCUAUUUCUUCUCAUUCUGGGUCUAAUCUUUGGUCUUAUUAUUGCCUUUGUAAGCAAUAAGCUCAUCGAUCGAGGAUUCCAUGAUACAGCCAAUACAAUAAGUCGCGGCGGGGAGGACACUUGCGCCUUCUUGAAGGAUAUUUCCGAUCAUGUCUAUCAUCUGUUUGUCCACAAUUAUGAAGAGCUUGAGACGCAUGUUAUUGAUGAGUUGAACAAUGCCGACAAGCAUAUAUUUCUCGAUUUGACAGAUGUCUCCGAGGGUAGUGCAUUGGAUGAAUUGGACAGAAUAUACAAUAAUAUGCCACAGGCGUUGGCUCUAAUGCGUCAGGUGGACUUUCUGGAGAAGGAGAUGCGUUUCUAUGGAUCACAACUACGUGAUGCCCUACGUGGUCUGAAACGUGAUAUUAACUAUGGAACGCAUAGUCUCUGUGGCUUGAACAAAUGUUAUGAUUUAUUGUCAAGCAAUUCUGUCGAGUUCCUAGAUACUUCGAAAUGUCUACAUGUAGAUAUUAUACCAAAUACAACGGUUUUUGUCGAGGCUAUGGAAGCAAUAAUUGAACUCCGGGCUGCCACAAUACCAAAAGAGGGCAUAGUUCGAUUGCAGGCAAUAAGUGAAAAGAUCAAAAAGUAUUUAUUUCAAAUCACACCGAAAUUAAAACGAAACAUUGAGAUUGGAAAGGAGACAUUCACCGAUCAAUCAACCAUCAUACGAAACCUCAUCGAUGCUGUAACCAGUGAUGUUUAUUUAAAUACAUUACAUUCGUCCCAUUCGUUUGACGAUGUCUACCGACUAUUUGGCACUCAACGGACAAUAGUUUCGAUAAUAAUCUUACUAUUAAUACUAUUGAUUAUCUGUGUCCUCAUUGCAGGCUUAAUAUGCGGCUGCUGUGGAGCCAAAACGGGUUCAUCUGGAUGCAGCAGGACCACUGGUGGAUUAUUAUUGCUUGUCGGCAUAAUGCUUAUAUUCUGUGUGUUCUCAUUUAUAAUGCUGGUGGGAUUAUUUUACUUUGUGAUCGGGACUAUAACAUACGAAGGUGCUUGUGCCCCGCUCAGGGAUCAGAACAAGAAUGCCCUAUUUCGGCAAUUCGAUUCGACCAUUGAUCUCAAUCGUUACAUGGCGAAGAAGAGUAAGUUCCGCAGUGGUGCUGAUGAAAAUGCCGAUGAAGUGGAAGUACCACCCAUGCGACUGUCAAAUACCAUUGAUGCCUGUAGUGCGAAUCAGUCGAUCUUUGAUAUGCUGCGUCAGAACAAUCUGUACAAUGUCAAAGAGUUAACCAAAAUACAUUUGAUGCCCGAAGACAAGGAAAUGAAUCCUCUGAUCAAAUUCGAUGUACACAUUCUAAUAUUUACGGAAGAAGAGAAGGCUGUACUUAAUUUGUCACGCCAGGGAGAAAUGGCUGAUUACCAUAGCAAACCAUACGUGUCGAAUUUGUGCACAAAAUUCACACCGGUCAGUUUGUCCAGCCUCGGCGCGGACUUUGCUGCAAUGGGUAACGAGAUAUAUGGACAGUAUCUGGCCCAAGGCACUUACUCGUAUCGCAAUGAUCAGGUUAAUGCGAAAGCCUAUGCGAAUACGUUUGUCGGUCCGCUAACGAAUAUUAUUGAAAAGAUAAAAGAAAAACUGGCGAAAAUCGAUCAAUUGAUAUUGUAUGAGAAUCGGCCUUUUGGCGCUUCCAUUGAGCACCUUGUCGAUUCUGUAUUACGCUCAGAGCAAUUCAUUAAAGAUCGCGGCAAGGAUUUUAUAAAUGAUCUUGCUAAAAAUCUAACCGAUUCCAUAGCGAAACACAUUGCGUAUCAUAUCGAUAUGGUGAUACGUGAAUCCAAUGAGAAUGUCGGACGUUGUGCACCACUCGCUUACGUCUAUUAUACUGGAGUGGAUGUAAUUUGUCAUCGUUUGGUCGAUCCUUUGAAUGGCUUCUGGUUUGGUAUUUUACUAUGCACCAUUCUAUUCCUGCCCAUUCUGUUUGUCGCUCAUCGUCUGAUGUGCUUGUACAGGAUAAUUUAUCCGCCUGGUCCUGCAGCAAUUGCUGUAGUUGUUCUCGAACGUGGUUGUCCUGUGUGUACGGGUGCCGACUAUGUUCCACAGCCUGUCAUAACCUGUGGCGGUGGUCAGCAGGCCUAUUGUGGUUGCGAUCACAAUGGGUCGUCCAGAGAGCAUAGGUCGAAAAGAUCUCGACUUGGCGCUGGCACACUCAAUGGUUCCGAGCAGGGGGAGCAGCAAAUUGCCGACAUUAAUUUCGAAAUUAAAGUCGAGGAACCAACAGCGACCAGCAAGCACAAGCGGGACUAAUAUGAGGUUAUAAAAGCAUUUUUUGUCUCUGAACUGAAUAAAACAAUUUACUUUUAUUA
Messenger RNA from Drosophila willistoni, 3097 nucleotides. RefSeq names its product prominin-like protein. Lineage: Eukaryota; Metazoa; Arthropoda; Insecta; Diptera; Drosophilidae. The coding region runs from base 150 to 3038 and encodes 962 amino acids. The record is from RefSeq and is a predicted model, not a curated record. The transcript is spliced from 12 exons. Gene Ontology annotation, cellular component: membrane.